Tarenaya hassleriana is the source of this 1320-nucleotide messenger RNA. RefSeq lists its product as uncharacterized. NCBI's taxonomy places the organism in Eukaryota, Viridiplantae, Streptophyta, Magnoliopsida, Brassicales, Cleomaceae. Bases 72 to 1094 code for a protein of 340 amino acids. The record is from RefSeq and is a predicted model, not a curated record. The transcript is spliced from 9 exons.
UCGUUCUGUGAUUUUCAGUUGAAGUCCACAGCUUUACUUUCUUCGUCAUCACCUCCACAAGAUACUCAUCCAUGGCGGUUCUCAGCUACAUAUCGGCCACGUCAACCACGCCACCGAUCUCUCAGGACCCAUCACCCACUCCAUCGAAUCCGUCUCUGCAAAACCCUAGACCCACCAAAAUCGUUCUACCGAAUAAGAAGCCGAUGAAAUGGUCCACCGGCGUCGCUCCCGGAGAGUAUGGUGGUCCUCCGACCACCACGAAGCUCAGGAAGUACUGGGGAGGAGAAGGAGAGGACCCCAUAACUUCCAAGGAUUUCAUCUGGAACAAAGAUUUCAUGGAUCGUAUGAAGAGAUUGAUCGAGGACCCUGACGAUUCUUCUCUCGACCCAUACCCGGUUAAGGAAGAAUCGUCUGGGUUUCUGAGCUUGAGUAGAGUUAUGAGCCUUGACAGUAUGGAUGUUGAUUUGAGCAAAGAGCUUGUAGCGCCUUCCAAACAUGUCUCAGAAAAUCUUGACACCUCUACUGUCUCAAACACUGGCAGCAUGUCUCGCAGAUGGAAAAUGGUGCCGACACGCCGUGAACAAGAGAAAUGGGAUAAAGCCACCAAGGCUGCUACAGGCGGCAGUGAGGUGAUGUUUAGGGAACUGAGGCAGCCGCGUGGUGAUCCAGAAGUCUUGGCUGCUCAGUCAAGAGAGCAAUACUUUAAGUUGAAAAAGAGGCUGCAGCUACUUACACUUGGUAUAGGUGGCGUAGGCUUAGUAUCGGCUUAUAUUUCAUACACGCCAGAAAUAGCUGCAAGUUUUGGAGCUGGCCUGAUUGGGUCGUUGGUAUAUAUGAGGAUGCUUGGUAACACAGUGGAUUCCAUGGCAGAUGGAGCUAAGGGACUUGUCAAAGGAGCAGCAGGGCAACCGAGGUUACUUGUCCCUGUUGUGUUGGUGAUGAUAUACAAUCGAUGGAACGGAAUACUUGUUCCUGACUACGGAUUCAUGCACUUGGAAUUGAUACCGAUGUUGGUGGGAUUUUUCACGUACAAAAUCGCAACGUUUUUUCAAGCUAUAGAAGAGGCGAUCACCUUUGAUGGCAGAAAGACCUAAGUCUGUAGAGAUAUUCGGGUUUCGGAGGGCACAUCCGACCAUUCCAGUCACAUGAAAGCAGCAGCCAAACAGGUAAACAUCAUCAUCAUCAUCAUCAUCAUCAUUUUCGUCUAUUUCUGUGUUUACUCUCAAGGCAGUAUGAGAGCAGGUAAUUAAGUUUCAUGUUGGAACAUAACGAGAGUUUGCUAAUAUUAACACCUGUUUUGGCUAAUGGGAGUUCCAUUUA